GAAAGACAAUUCGCAUAUGCGCAGUCUGAAGAUCCGUUUGCUAGGCUUGCACAGAAAUUCAUCUCACAGAUAUCACCUGUGCUUGGACUUCAUUCAUUUACACGCAUUUGUUGUCAGGAGGGUUAAGAAAAACGUCUUUAUCAUGGCUGACCCAAGAAUACGUCAAAUCAAAAUCAAGACAGGAGUCGUGAAGAGGCUGGCCAAAGAGGAAGUGUUGUACAUAAAGGAGGCCAAGCAACAGGAGGAGAAGAUUGAGCGCUUGAAGGCAGAAGCAGGAGAUGAAUACGUCAUCAAGAAACAGGUGGAGGUGCUGCAGGAGUCGCGUAUGAUGAUUCCAGACUGCCGUCGUCGUCUCAACGUGGCGCACGCCGACCUGAUGCAGAUCCUGGAAAACGAAGCAGAUCUCGCAGAAACGGAAGAAUACAAAGAAGCUCAGACCAUGCUGGACUCUGUGAAGAUGGAAGCAUGAUUCUCCCACUACAGCCACCUUAAAAUGUCCCACUUUGAAGCUUGUGUUGAUCCCGAGACUAAUCUUAAUUUGUAAUAAGUAUCUUAUCAGCUAUAUUUACAAUUUAUUUUAUACAUUUUGCACAUCAAAAUGUUUAGCAUUUUGUUGUGAUCUUUCUGCCUACUGUGUUCACCUUGACCAAUGUUCUAAAUAAAAUCUUUUGUUUUUGUA
Engraulis encrasicolus (European anchovy) is the source of this 679-nucleotide messenger RNA. It is a transcript of the gene tbca, whose product is annotated as tubulin cofactor a. NCBI's taxonomy places the organism in Eukaryota, Metazoa, Chordata, Actinopteri, Clupeiformes, Engraulidae. Gene Ontology annotation, cellular component: microtubule cytoskeleton; cytosol. Bases 17 to 469 code for a protein of 150 amino acids. The record is from RefSeq and is a predicted model, not a curated record. Gene Ontology annotation, biological process: tubulin complex assembly; post-chaperonin tubulin folding pathway. The transcript is spliced from 4 exons. Gene Ontology annotation, molecular function: beta-tubulin binding.